AUGACCGACAGACUCGCAAACUCCACAAACUCCUACAUCGGCGCCGCAAAGCAGGCGAUCGGAAACACCAUCGGAAACACCACCCUCGCCGCGAACGGUGCCCAACAACAGUCCCAGGCCGAGUCUGCCCAAAAGGCCGCCGACGCCAAGACCCACGCCCAAGGAGUCGGCCACAAGGCUGAAGGACAACUCCAGCAGACUGUCGGGUCCUUGACGGGGGACACGAGUGUGGAGGCUCGCGGGAACGCUAAUGAGGUCCGUGGUGAUCUCGAGCGCAAGGUUUAA
Molecule: messenger RNA, 285 nt
Organism: Linnemannia hyalina
Lineage: Eukaryota; Fungi; Mortierellomycota; Mortierellomycetes; Mortierellales; Mortierellaceae
Source: the annotation of a GenBank genome assembly